AUGAGGGAGAUUGAUGCGCAUUUCGAUGCGUAUGAGCAUCUGAAGCACCUCCCGAGGGAGCAAGAAGCUCUGAUUAUGCUCCGCAAGGCUGCAUCUCUCGUCAAACCUAUGAUGAGAAAACGAGGCUGGAAAGUUGGCACUCUUGCAGAGUUUCUUCCAGACGAACCUCAACUCCUAGGCCUGAACAUCAACCGAACAGAGAGAAUCCUUAUUCGGUUACGCUACCAUCACGAUUCACGACAAUUUCUACCUAUGGAGCAAGUUACUGAUACCCUACUACACGAACUCUCACAUAUAGUAUGGGGGCCCCACGACCAUAAUUUCAACAACCUCUGGAACGAACUCCGUGAAGAACACCAGUCCCUCGUCUCUAAAGGAUAUACCGGCGAAGGCUUCCUCUCACCAGGCCAUAAGCUUGGUGGCAAGCGUAUACCUCUCGAUGAAAUGCGAAGACAAGCUCGACUCGCUGCCGAAAAGCGGAAAGCCACCACAAAUGCGAGCUCGGCUGGGCGUCGGUUAGGCGGAACGUCAGUCACCCGAGGAGUUGAUAUGCGAAAGAUUAUCGCAGAUGCGGCAACGAGGAGGAACAGCAUCACGAAGGGAUGUGCGAGUGGAAGUGACCAAGCUGGGAAAUUGGUGAACCAGGCUGAGAGGGGAGGUUUCCGGACCAAGGCUGGGGAGGACGAUGCCAACGAUGCUGCCAUUGCACGAGCGCUGCAGGAGCUCAUGGAAGAGGAGGAAAUUCAAAAAUUAGAACAGCUGUGCGCUCCAAACGGAGGAGGGGGCUUAGCAUGGGAUCGUGAGAAUGGUCUCCAGUUCGACAGCAAUCCUCCAUCACGAACCUCAUCGCCUGGCCUCCUUCCCCCGUCAAAACCCACGCCCUCCUCCCCAAGAGACCCGCCACUCAAUUCUCAAGGACGACCACUGUCCCGCUUGGUCAUGGGUAACUCUUCGAAGCCGAAACCCAAGGCCCCCAUCCCGCCCGAAUCACACCCAAUAUCCGAAGAAGCAAACUACCGUGACAAAAUUCUACCGGAUCCACCAGAAGAAUCCCCCGCUCCAGUAUCCACCGAUCCCACAAAAUGGGCUUGCCCACAAUGCACACUCUUUAACUCGCUCGAAUUCCUCUCAUGUGAAGCAUGCGGCUUAGAGCAACCUCCCCAGCCCAUUCCACGAAAUAAGCGUUACGGACCAGCAAAUCUACCGCCUACCUUGCCUGCACCACCACCUGCGUCCGCGCUAAGAGGCCCAGCUGCAACUCCUUUUGAGCCUGCAAAAGGGAGAAUAGGCUGGAAUUGUUUGAAUUGUGGAACAUUCAUGGAGAAUCAGUGGUGGACGUGCUCGCUGUGUGGGACUAUGAAGGCGGAGUCAUAA
Molecule: messenger RNA, 1374 nt
Organism: Lindgomyces ingoldianus
Lineage: Eukaryota; Fungi; Ascomycota; Dothideomycetes; Pleosporales; Lindgomycetaceae
Product: WLM-domain-containing protein
Exons: 2
Coding region: 1-1374 (457 amino acids)
Source: RefSeq, a predicted model, not a curated record